AUGGAUGAUGAAGUUGCUGCUCUCGUUAUUGACAACGGAUCCGGUAUGUGCAAAGCUGGUUUUGCCGGUGAUGAUGCACCUAGGGCUGUAUUCCCAUCUAUUGUCGGCCGUCCCCGACAUCAGGGUGUGAUGGUUGGUAUGGGACAGAAAGACAGUUAUGUCGGUGAUGAAGCUCAGAGCAAGAGAGGUAUCCUUACCUUGAAGUAUCCUAUUGAACAUGGUAUUGUCACAAAUUGGGAUGACAUGGAGAAAAUCUGGCAUCAUACUUUCUACAAUGAAUUGAGAGUUGCUCCUGAAGAGCAUCCAGUUCUGUUAACAGAGGCUCCUCUUAAUCCCAAGGCCAACAGAGAAAAGAUGACUCAAAUCAUGUUCGAAACUUUCAACACCCCUGCUAUGUAUGUGGCCAUCCAAGCUGUCUUGUCCCUGUAUGCUUCCGGUCGUACCACUGGUAUUGUCAUGGAUUCUGGUGAUGGUGUCACUCACACUGUCCCCAUCUACGAAGGUUACGCCCUUCCCCAUGCUAUCCUCCGUUUGGAUUUGGCUGGUCGCGAUUUGACCGACUACCUAAUGAAGAUCUUGACCGAACGUGGUUACUCUUUCACAACCACUGCCGAAAGGGAAAUUGUCCGUGACAUCAAAGAGAAACUUUGCUAUGUGGCUCUAGACUUCGACCAGGAAAUGCAAACAGCUGCUUCUUCCUCUUCAUUGGAGAAGAGCUACGAAUUGCCCGACGGUCAAGUAAUCACCAUUGGCAACGAGAGGUUCCGUGCCCCUGAGGCUAUGUUCCAGCCAUCCUUCCUUGGUAUGGAAUCUGCUGGCAUCCAUGAAACCACUUACAAUUCUAUCAUGAAGUGCGAUGUCGACAUCAGGAAAGAUCUGUAUGCAAACACAGUGCUGUCUGGAGGUUCAACUAUGUUCCCAGGUAUUGCUGACCGUAUGCAGAAGGAGAUCUCUGCCCUGGCCCCAGCCACCAUGAAAAUUAAGAUCAUUGCUCCACCAGAGAGGAAAUACUCUGUAUGGAUCGGUGGUUCUAUCUUAGCUUCUCUUUCCACCUUCCAACAAAUGUGGAUUAGCAAGCAAGAAUAUGACGAAUCUGGACCUUCUAUCGUCCAUAGGAAGUGCUUCUAA
This is a messenger RNA of Acanthosepion pharaonis, 1128 nucleotides long. The record is from the annotation of a GenBank genome assembly. Lineage: Eukaryota; Metazoa; Mollusca; Cephalopoda; Sepiida; Sepiidae.